Messenger RNA from Peromyscus eremicus (cactus mouse), 2431 nucleotides. It is a transcript of the gene Mapda, whose product is annotated as adenosine deaminase like. The transcript has 11 exons. The record is from RefSeq and is a predicted model, not a curated record. Lineage: Eukaryota; Metazoa; Chordata; Mammalia; Rodentia; Cricetidae. Gene Ontology annotation, molecular function: adenosine deaminase activity. The coding region runs from base 555 to 1622 and encodes 355 amino acids. Gene Ontology annotation, biological process: adenosine catabolic process; inosine biosynthetic process.
CGGCGCGCGCGCGCACGUAAUAGCCGCGGUGGAUGAGCGGCGUGCGCCGCACAGGUCCCGGGGCCAGCAGCGCCGCGAAGGCGUCGCGCACGUAUCCGUGUGCGGCCAGCGAUCGCUUGCUGAGGGCGCUGCUGUCGUUGGUGCUCUGGACCGUUCCCGCCCGGCGCUCGCGGCUUCGCGGGCCCAUGACCCGAAGACGCUCUGCAAUACUCACCGGGUUGGUGCUUAUCCGCUUCCGGGUGCCAGUGUGCGUCACUUCCGAGCAGAGCGCGCUCUGCCAAAAACCGCGAGAGACCUUUUGACUCCCCCCCCCCCCCCAUAUCACGUUUUCCCGCGAAUACUUUGCUUAGGUGACAGCUAGAGUGUGGGGAGCUCAACUUACCACUUUUCUGCAGAUUUUUCGGCGUGAAGGGAAAAAAAUUGUGUAGGUAUUUCAGAACAUUUUUAGUAAAGCAAUCUGAAGAAAGCCCAGGACCUCAGAAAUUCUGACUUGAGUAAGUUGUAUUGCCCAAGCCAAGAGUAAGAGUGAAGAGAAAUCUUUGCCUCCUCCUAGAAUGAUGGAGGCAGAAGGACAGCAGCCGUGGAAGACAGACUUUUAUGUGGAAUUGCCAAAAGUGGAGCUUCAUGCCCACUUGAAUGGCUCCAUUAGUUCCAAUACCAUGAAGAAAUUAAUAGCCAAGAAGCCACAUCUUAAAGUUCAUGAUCACAUGACCAUGAUUGACAAGGGAAAGAAAAGGACUUUAGAAGAAUGUUUCCAGAUGUUCCAAGUUAUUCACCAGCUUACUACUAGUGCCGAGGACAUUCUAAUGGUCACAAAGGAUGUCAUUAAGGAGUUUGCAGACGAUGGUGUCAAGUACCUGGAGCUGAGGAGCACCCCCAGAGGAGACGACGCUACCGGAAUGACGAAGAAGAUUUACGUGGAAUCCAUUCUUGAAGGCAUAAAACAGUGCAAACAAGAAAACUUAGAUAUUGAUGUUAGGUAUUUGAUGGCAGUUGACAGAAGAGGUGGCCUGACAGUAGCCAAGGAGACUGUUAAACUUGCCAAAGAGUUCUUCCUCUCUACUGAGGAUACAGUUCUUGGCCUUGACCUCAGUGGAGACCCUACUAUAGGACAAGCAAAAGACUUCUUGGAACCUCUUCUAGAAGCUAAAAAAGCAGGUCUGAAGUUGGCAUUGCAUCUUGCAGAGGUUCCAAAUAAGAAAAAAGAAACACAAAUGCUGUUGGAUCUGCUUCCUGACAGAAUCGGGCAUGGAACAUUCCUCAACUCCUGCGAGGGAGGAUCCCUGGAUCAGGUGGAUUUUGUGAGGCAACACCAGAUACCUCUGGAACUUUGUUUGACCUCAAACAUCAAAAGCCAGACAGUUCCCUCUUAUGACCAGCAUCAUUUUGGAUUCUGGUACAGCAUUGCUCAUCCUUCUGUGAUCUGUACCGAUGAUAAGGGUGUUUUUGCGACAUACCUUUCUCAAGAAUAUCGACUGGCAGCAGAAACAUUUAAUUUGACCCCAUCUCAGGUGUGGGAUCUGUCUUAUGAAUCCAUCAGCUACAUCUUCGCUUCUGACAACACCAGAUCUGAACUGAGAAAGAGGUGGAAUCACCUGAAGCCCAGAGUGCUACACUUUUAAGCUGGGAAGAGGUGAACUACUUUCGAUUAUAUGCUGUAUCCGUCUCUCCUGCCACGUCCCACUCAGUGGACUGUCCACUACUUCCUUGAAGCUCAGCACCAGGUAUAUGUGGGGUCAUGACACCAGCACCUUACGUAUGGUAAGUGCUUGUAAUACCUCAGACUAAGAGCACCGAGGCCUGGCCCGCUCCAUCUACAUGCUGCUGCUGGAGGACCGGAGGGCCGUUAGCCAGAUCCCUCUUUCCACUAGUGACUUUUUCAGUUAGCGCUCCCUCUCAGGUCAUGAUCAUAAACCUGAGAAGUUGAAGCUGUUUGUCUUCGGGAAGACCUCGGUGUUUCGUUAAUCAGACUCCCUCCGCUUCCUUUAACCCUUACAAGUGUUAUUUCCCAGGACUGUCGAUGCCAGGCCACAUUGCACACCAAAACCACUUGUGUGGGUGCCUAGUUGUCAGGUGACUGCAGUGACAAAGCUAGACUCUGCCUGCCCAUCUCAUAAUAUCUUUAGAAAUAUAUAAAGGGAUUGAAGUAAUUUCUUCAGUUUAAGAAAAGGAAAGAAUUGCUGGCUCGAAGUGAGAAAGACGUAGGCUGGAGCUUCAGUUUUCAAAUCAGCUUCUAUUUAGCUUUCUUUGUGGAAGCUGCCAGGGCUCACUUCAAAGAUCGUUCUAGGAAUGGUAGCAUUGUGGCUUCUAGGGUUCUUAGAUCUCCUAUGACCUCAUGCCCACAGGCAUAGGCUUACAUAAACACAUAUAUACCAUGGCCACUUUAGCCCAAGACAAGGACAACUAAGAUUGGCUCUGCGAGGUAAGAAGA